Molecule: messenger RNA, 1203 nt
Organism: Eufriesea mexicana
Lineage: Eukaryota; Metazoa; Arthropoda; Insecta; Hymenoptera; Apidae
Gene: eIF2alpha
Product: eukaryotic translation initiation factor 2 subunit alpha
Exons: 7
Coding region: 75-1079 (334 amino acids)
Biological process (GO): translational initiation
Cellular component (GO): eukaryotic translation initiation factor 2 complex; eukaryotic 48S preinitiation complex
Molecular function (GO): ribosome binding; RNA binding; translation initiation factor activity
Source: RefSeq, a predicted model, not a curated record
UUCUAAGUGUAUUUUGAUAGUAUAAGAAAACGGUUCGUUAAUUUUUCUGCAAAUAUAUUCAUAUUGCGGUAAAAAUGGUGUUGUCGUGUCGAUUUUAUAAAGAGAAAUAUCCAGAAGUGGAAGAUGUAGUAAUGGUAAAUGUACGUAGCAUAGCUGAAAUGGGAGCUUAUGUACAUUUAUUGGAAUAUAAUAAUAUUGAGGGUAUGAUUCUUCUUUCUGAAUUAUCUAGAAGACGUAUUAGAUCUAUUAAUAAACUUAUUAGAGUAGGAAAAACUGAACCAGUUGUUGUUAUCAGAGUUGACAAAGAAAAAGGUUACAUUGAUCUUAGUAAGCGUCGUGUAUCAGCUGAAGAUGUAGAAAAAUGUACAGAGAGAUAUGCAAAAGCAAAAGCUGUUAACUCAAUUCUAAGACAUGUUGCAGAAUUAUUACAUUAUGAUAGUGAUGAUCAACUGGAGGAAUUAUACCAAAAAACAGCAUGGCAUUUUGAAGAAAAAUAUAAGAAACAAAAGGCUUCUGCAUAUGAUUUCUUUAAACAGUCAGUUUUGGAUCCAUCUAUUUUAGCAGAAUGUGGUCUUGGUGAAUAUACGAAGGAAGUCCUAUUAAAUAAUAUUAAGCGAAAAUUAACUUCUCAAGCAGUUAAAAUUAGAGCAGAUGUAGAAGUAGCUUGUUAUGGUUAUGAAGGGAUUGAUGCAGUGAAAGAUGCCUUAAAAGCUGGUUUAGCACUUUCUACUGAUGAACUUCCGAUUAAAAUUAAUUUGAUUGCACCUCCAUUAUAUGUUAUGACAACAUCUACACCAGAAAAACAAGAUGGUUUAAAAGCAUUAAAUGAUGCUAUUGAUGCUAUACAAAAUAAAAUAACAUUACUAGGAGGUGUAUUUAAUGUUGCAAUGACUCCAAAAGUUGUUACUGCAACUGAUGAGGCAGAAUUAGCAAGGCAAAUGGAACGAGCUGAACUUGAAAAUGCUGAAGUAGCUGGUGAUGAUGAUGAAGAAGAAGUAGAAGGGAUGGAUGGAUUUAGUGGUGGUGAAGGUACCGAGGAUGAUAAAAAACCCGGAAACGAGUCUCAAGAAGAGGAAUAAACAUAGAAUAAAUUAAUAAAUCACCAGCCUUUCAUUAACUGACAAUUAUUCCUGAAUUACAAUCAUACUUUUCCAAGUAUGUUACUGCCUUGCUGGACAUUAUGCAGAAUAUUUUAAAUAAAUA